Molecule: messenger RNA, 675 nt
Organism: Endocarpon pusillum Z07020
Lineage: Eukaryota; Fungi; Ascomycota; Eurotiomycetes; Verrucariales; Verrucariaceae
Exons: 1
Coding region: 1-675 (224 amino acids)
Source: RefSeq, a predicted model, not a curated record
AUGGAUGUCAUGUCGCCUACGAACGAUACUGACAAACAGACAACUGAUUUCACUGCCGAUAUGGGAAAGGAAGUCUGUCACACUCCACCCUCAGAUACCGACAAGGUGGUUGUGCCACACCUUCCACCCAUUACUAGCGAGAAGGAAAUCCGACAACCUACCAACAAUACCGACAAACAGCUCUUCCCAAUGCAUGAUGGCUCUUCAACCACGAGUACUAGGUCAACGCCGAGCCAUACCUUUCGUGUCGAGAAAUCCAAUUCCAUGGGUUUGAUAAUGCCACGGAACCAGACAUUGCUACUCCGGUCUCUCAAUCCGACGACAAAGUUGGAUCAAGGACCUGCUUUCAUCACGAGCGAGAUGGAUUGGGUUGAUGUUUGCGCCGUCAACCCUCCGCCAUUUGAGCUCUACACCGCCCACGUCUUCGGCCGGCCGGAACUGGUGGCAAGACUCGUGCCAAGAGGCUGGCAGGGUUUAACCAGCAUGAAGAGCGAGUUCGAGUUGUCUUGUGGGGGAGACAGGCAGAAAUGGGAAGUUGUGAGAAAAGGUUUGAAUCGGACUUACCAGCUCAAUGGCAUGCUCGGCCAUGAAGGGCGGGAGUUUGUGUGGAAGGGCAGUACCAAGACUGUCAAGUCUUUGACCGGAGAUGAGAAGAAGACCAAGGGUAACUUGUAG